GGUCAGCCUGGUACUUCCGGCACUCCUGGCACUCCUGGCCAGCCCGGCACCCCUAGCCAGCCUGGCACUUCCGGUACCCCGGGUCAGCCUGGCACUUCUGGUACCCCCGGUCAGCCGUCCGGCGGUAACUGCCCGGUGGACUCGGACUUGCAUGGCGAGUAUGAGUACCCUCACCUGAUCGUCCCCGUGGACUCCUCGUCUCCCGACGAGGCAUUCGGCACCCAGUUCAACGGCACGGUGUCGUCGACCAUCUCGACCAUCUUCAACUUCGACGUGCCGCAGUCGGAUGCCGGCAAGACGUGCAACCUCGUUUUCCUGUUCCCCCACCUGGAGGAUCUCGAGACGUCCUCGUACAGCUUCAGCGGCGACGGCAAGGUCGACUUCGCGUCCCUGUCGUCGGCAGCGUCCGAGUCGGUGACCUACAGCGACAAGCCGUCGGUGAAGCAGGAGCUGGGCAGCAAGACGAUCGCGCCGGGCAACUCGUACAUGAUCUCCAGCUUCUCGUGCCCCGCGGGACAGGCGGUCAGCUACGAGAUGAAGAGUGGGGGCAGCACCGAUCUGGAGUUCUUCCAGGACUACAACCCUGCACCGUAUGUUCCUUCCCUCACGAUCUAUACAUUGGAUGACGCGCUAACAUACUCUAGUCUCGGCCUGUACAUCACGGUCUGCUAAACGAAUCAAGCCGGUUGGGGAAGUCCCCAACGCGACGCGGACAUGACUCAUGGACCCCACUCUGUUGAUGACAAUCAUCUUUUCUUUGUUUCUAUUUCUUCUCUUUCUUUCUUUUUUCCGUAUGAAUUUUAGUACAUGACGAAAUAAGUCUUUCUUUCUGUUUGUGAAAAGUCCGGCAUGGACGGUGGAUGUGGAAGAUCAGAUUGGAAGACUGGAAGGGUCCUCAAUAUGAUCCUAAUGUGGGGUAUUAGAAUGAGCCAGAAGAAAAAAAGAGUAUUGUUCGUAUAGUUCUUCAUCCAGAUAUGUGUACAUAUAGGUUAAUAGUCGGGCUGGAUAACUAUGGGUCCCACGUUUCAGGCACCCGCGCCACCCGUGGUCCAGCCGCCUGAGGCCCAGGGGCAGCUUGAAG
Molecule: messenger RNA, 1081 nt
Organism: Aspergillus candidus
Lineage: Eukaryota; Fungi; Ascomycota; Eurotiomycetes; Eurotiales; Aspergillaceae
Exons: 1
Coding region: 487-672 (61 amino acids)
Source: RefSeq, a predicted model, not a curated record